CCAAUGGCAGCCUGAUCUGGCUGAAUCCAGCCUCCUCCCCUCUCAUCAUCUGUCUCUCUCCUUUUCAGGGAGUGUAAAGGGUGGAUGUGAGUGCAGAUUCUGGGAACCAGGAGACCCUGCACUCAGGACUGAGCUCUAUCCAACUCACACUGCAUCCUGAUUACCGGGACUGGCUUUCAGCUCUUUUACUCAUUCACAUUUUGGGAGAUUUUUUUCAGCUCCCAUACAUUCACCAUUUCCACCUUUUUCCACCUAAAUUUGCCCAAAUCCCUCCAUCAGCACUGGAUAGCAUGAAGAACACCCAGGGUUCUAUGGAUUUACCCACCUAGAUGGAGACCUUCACAGCUGCCCCUCAUCUCUUUACAUGGAUUAAUCUGUGUUGAUUGUCUACCUACGUCGGUGGUCGGUGGCCUGUAUCUUGGACACAUCCUACUUGUGUGUUAACCCCAUUCCUCCUUUGUGCUCUGGGAUCCCAAUGGCCUCCGUGCCCCCCAUAGUGGGGGAAGGUGGGUUUGUAGAGUUACCCCCUGGGUACAAAGCACCUCACCCCACUGCUGCCAACUCUGACCUGCUCAGGAGACCUAGUUACUGCCAUGCUGCCUAUGCACUCAAACAAAUUGCCAGGGUAAGUACCAAUGUGUGGGCACAUUUAAUGCCCCCUUCUAUUAUCUGUCAUUAGAAAGGUGUCACUAUAACAUUGCCCAAAACAUGCAGUGUAUAUUGUGGGGUGAAAUAAUUGUGGGGUUUCUGAUUAUAUUAUGGGGUGACACUGUUAUAGUGAUAACUAUUCAGUGAUUUAAUGAUUGUAUCAUACACACAGCCAGGCUAUAGUGACAUCUCUAACCUGCAGAGCUUACAAUCUAUGUACUGUUCAGUGCAUGCCCUCCCAACACUGUAUCACAAUACACCCAGGCAGAUAUUAAAUGUGCAGUUGUUGAUAUUAUAAUAUUCCUUGCCAAAGAAGCUGACAGCCUCACCCAAAACUAAUAUUACAAAGCGCACCAAAAGAGCAGCAUGUGUUUGGCAAAAACAGUCUGAGUUAUGAAUGAUGUGGGUUUUGUCAAUUUUCUGAAAAUGAUUGAUUUUUAUUUCUCAUAAAAUUUAAUAAUUUCUGACUGUUUCUCAUAAUAAAGUGGGAAUGGGACUGUGAAGCAAUUGACAAGGAAUUGAAAUUUUAGGCCAAAAUAAUCAAACGGAGAAAAUUAUCCAACUUUUCUAGUUACCGUUUCCACCUACUUUGGCCUGAUGUUACCUAUUCCCUUGUUAAUUCUCCUUAACGCCCAGUUUAGUGAAUACGACCCAUCAUCUCUCUGGGAAUGUUAGUAGAAUUGCAUGUUACAAGCCUCUGGGGUGAAAGGAGUGAUUUCCCACACACCGAGUGAGCGGAUUUUGGGCAGAUCUUGUUCCCCUCACUGUUUCCAUUCCUGGGUGGUGACUGCUGGCUUGCCUUAUUCUCUUACCCCUUUCAGAGAGAGCAGUCCCCAGAUCCAUGGAGUAGGAGGAGAGGGGAGAAUUAAUCUCAGAUCAGACUGGAAAGUAAAAAUUCACACGCCCUCAGCUCAUACAUUGUUAGGUUUAGAUGUCACUGGCCUGAAGAGCUUACACUCUAAUAGGUGUAUAUUGUUUGUGUUAAAUCGUGUGCUUUGUGCUGUCAUUAAGGAGCCAGAUCCAUGAUAGCAUGGCGACCAGUGUUUUAACAGGUAGAAUGCCAACUGUGCCAUGCAAACAUGACCCUUGACCUCUUGACCUUGCCUGGGAUUAGAGUGACACCCGGUCCAUGUAGUUAUAGCCAGGAGGGAAGCGGACGGUGGCAGCUCGUUAAUAAAAGCUGCGGAUGUUGGCUAUAGAGUUACUGACAAUUGCAUUAAAAUGUCUUUAUUCAGGUGGGAGGUCAGUGCGUAAUUUGGCUGUAAGGGGCUCUGCUGCCCCACACCCACUCCCACAUUUGUUCAUCCAUUUGGCACUGGGGCCAUCGAGGCACUCUGCAUGUACCCUGCUAUAUUUCACUCAUUGGUUUUCGGAGAGCAACACCUGUGACAUAAGAGAGACCGUUCCUGUCAGUGUGUGCGUGGCGGGGGUAUGAAUUGAUAGGUUUGUGUAGUGUAUCCCCUCCAGACACGGAUGGGAUUAUUAUUAUUGGUAUUUAUAUAGCGCCAGCUUUACAAUAAGAGGGGAAUGGCAAUAAUCUGCUCUGUGGGCAUUGCUGAGCCUGUGCCACCUGAGCAGGCGGCUCCCUCCCCUACCCACAGGAUGCUAGCUGCUCCCUUCCCUUGGUAGCUGUGUGGUUGGCGCCGUAUCAGUUUUCCAGCCACAGGGCACUGGCAGCUUCUGGCUGCAGCCACAAAAAUGUGGGAAAAUUCACUUUGGUUUCUGCCUAACGUUCACCCUUUGUUUUCUGCUGAAUCUUAAUCCUUUUAUUUCCGGCCACAGUAAAAUAUUAUCAGCCCCAUUUCUUGCUCCCAACCUCCGUUAUCCAUUCAUUUAUACCCUUCUAUUUCCUCUAUUUAUUUCUCUUUUUCUCCCGAUAGCCUCUCUCUCCGUAUUUCUUAGCCUGCUAUGUGGGUGGGAGAUCUGUACAGACCAGGUGGGCUGUAAAGGCCACAAUAAAUUGUCUGAGUCAGUGUUUAAAUUCUGAGUUUUCACAUCGCAAGACAAGACUUUUAUGGCAUUGAAAGCUCAUGUGCAACAUCUAUAAAGAUCAGUCCCAUAAAUUCUGUUAACAACCUGCAAAGAAUUAGGGCUCAUCGGACGACUCCUGUACUUCAACAUCUGUAACUAAUAUCACCGCUGGCACUACCUGCUAGGGGAUCUCACACUGUUACAAUCAGGAGAUAUCAGCGCACAGAACUGGCUAACCCGGGGAUACCUGGGCACGUAGACAACUUUUAGUGACCCCCAAGAGCAGCUGUGUUGAAAGCUGCUCAAGGCAUGGUGACUGCGGGCUGUAUUGUUCUGAUGUAUAGGAAUUCUGGUGGGGUGCUGCGUGUGAUUGAUGACAUUUGGUGUUUUUUUGUCUUCCUAGGGUAAAGCAGUAGGUCAGAAAGCUCCUCUCUGGCUGAGGGCUCAGUUCCAAGCUCUACUCUUCUGGCUCGGUUGCUCCAUUCACAGACAUUGCGGAAAAGUAUUAUUUAUCGGACUGUUGGUGUUUGGUGCUUUGACGGUUGGACUUCGAGUGGCCUCCAUCGAGACGGACAUUGAACGGCUAUGGGUUGAAGGUGAGUGUCGAUUGUAUUCACCCUGUUAUUGUGAGUUUUUAUUUUUUACGUAAUUCAUUCGAAACAAAUGAUUUGAUCGCAAGGAGCAAAAAUGUUUUAGCCAAUAAACACCUACAUUUUAAAGUAAUAUUUAUUUAUUAAAAUAGAUUUUGGUGGUAACGUAAUGCUCGGUUGAUGGUUUAAUAAAGAGGCAUGAGUAAUUCAGUGUUGAUGUUAUUGGUACCAGUUUGUGCCGGAAUGUCCGUAUGGAUGUAUUGGUGUAAGAAGGUGAUGGUAAAAAUGGAGGUCAUGCCCAAACUGUUGUCGUAGAAGGUGGGGCGCAUACUGUUCAUUCGUAAAGCGCCAACAUACUGUGUCAUGGGAGGCAUUCAAGAAUUUGUUGCAAAUAUGAUACGACAGUUUGCAGAGAAUGAUGGGAAAUGUAGUCCAGCAACUGGACUCAUCUUUUUUGUAAGUUCGAGGCGCUGACUUUAACCCCUUAAGGACACAUGACGUGUGACAUGUCAUGAUUCCCUUUUAUUCCAGAAGUUUGGUCCAUAAGGGGUUAAAUGUUGGCUCCUGUAAUUACAAUUAAACUACAUUUCCCACGAUGCUAAGCCAGCUAGGGAGUAUGAUACAAUAUUACAGUGUACGCAGGCUGCUCACAUGUAAAGUAUUUAUUUUACUCUGUAUGAGAACACACUGUACAUGCGCACUGACAGAAACAUAACUCCGCCUCUUUUAGACGCCAAUCAGGUUAUUACAGGAAGUCCCUGUCAAUGACAGGAUUUGGCAGUGUGGGCUCUAGCAGUGGCGGUCUCCACUUUCUAAUGACAGUUUGCUAAUUACAUACUCCUUGCCCCCUAACCCCUAUGGUCCCAGUAUGGCACUGCGUUGAUAUGACAGUCGCUGUGUCUGGAUUUGCAGAUUGGAGGAUUAUUUAAGCAGAGCCUUCUUCACCUAUUCUGUCUGUCAGUAUUUUAUCAUUGUAUGGUAAGCCAUCACUGUAAAAUUGUAAUAUCCUGCAAAAAUAUAUAAAUGCCUAUAGUAAUAAUGAGAACAUGAAAUGCUCGCGUGAAUGGGAUGAUUUAUUGGAAGAGUUGUCAGAUUCUCAACUUUUCUGGAAAAAUAAGCUGAUUCUCAUGAUCAAUGAGCUGAUUCUCAGGGUCUGUGUAUGAAUGAACAGAUUCUCAGGGUCUGUGGGUGAAUGGACAGAUUCUCAGGGUCUGUGGGUGAAUGGACAGAUUCUCAGGGUCUGUGGGUGAAUGGACAGAUUUUCAGGGUCUGUGUAUGAAUGAACAGAUUCUCAGGGUCUGUGUAUAAAUGAACAGAUUCUCAGGGUCUGUGGGUGAAUGGACAGAUUCUCAGGGUCUGUGUAUGAAUGAACAGAUUCUCAGGGUCUGUGUAUGAAUGAACAGAUUCUCAGGGUCUGUGGGUGAAUGGACAGAUUUUCAGGGUCUAUGGGUGAAUGGACAGAUUUUCAGGGUCUGUGGGUGAAUGGACAGAUUUUCAGGGUCUGUGUAUGAAUGAACAGAUUCUCAGGGUCUGUGGGUGAAUGGACAGAUUCUCAGGGUCUGUGUAUGAAUGAGUCAGUUCUCAGGGUCUGUGUAUGAAUGAGUCAAUUCUCAGGAUCUGUGUAUGAGAGGGCAGAUUCUCAGGGUCUGUGGGUGAAUGGACAGAUUCUCAGGGUCUGUGUAUGAAUGAGUCAAUUCUCAGGAUCUGUGUGUGAAUGAGCAGUUUUUCAGGGUCUGUGUGUGAAUGAGCAGAUUUUCAGGGUCUGUGGGUGAAUGGACAGAUUCUCAGGGUCUGUGUAUGAAUGAGUCAAUUCUCAGGGUCUGUGUAUGAAUGAGCAGAUCUUCAGGGUCUGCUAGUAAAUGGGCAGAUUUUUAGGGUCUGUGGGUGAAUGAACAGAUUUUCAGGGUCUGUGUGUGAACUAGUAGAUUCUCAGGGCGUGUUUGUGAAUGAGCAAAUUUUCAGGGUCUUUGGGUAAAUGGGCAGAUUAUCAGGGUCUGUGUACGAAUGAUUCAAUUCUCAGGGUCUGUGGGUGAACUAGCAGUUUCUCAGGGCCUGUGUGUAAAUAAGCAGAUUCAGGGCCUGUGUGUGCAUGAGCAGAUUCUCAGCGUCUCAGGGAGAACGUUAAGAACAGAUUCUAUUUUCAUUCUGCUGGUUAAUGUUGGAUAAGUUGUGGUUUCCAUGAUGACUGGUAUUAUUUUGCACCUUUGCAGAAACACCUUUCUGAAUAAGCAUAGAACAUUUCUGUCCCCAGGAAUAUCACUAAGAAUUGUCAUUCCUGGUAUAAAAGGUACAAAAUGUUGGUCUUGCGGUAAUAUUGUGCCUUGUUAUUGUGCUUUGUUACUGCUUCCAGUCAACGCGGUCAUGCACGGCCACUUGGCUCUAAAACUCGUAAAAAGUAAUUGUGCCAAAUGGUUGGACUUAUUGUGUGCCUGCAGACUGGCGGCUGGGAAUAAGAUGUUCUGCAGGAUCUGAGGUACUGGAGAAGGGACACAGACCAUAUACAGAUAAACAGUCAUGUAUUGAGAAAUAAGGGCUGGGAAUUCUUUGCGGAGCUGAAAUGGAUUUCGUUUUUUUAAUGACAAAGCAUUAACCUUAUUUAUUAAACUCUGAAAUGUAGCAAAUUAGUGUCUGAAUAGGGAAACGUAGGAAAAAAUAGCUGUUUUUGGAGGAAACCUUCUCUCACUCAGCCAUAGUGUGACAUUCAUAGUUAUUCACUAAAAUGCAAAUUGUUGGGAGUUCAAAGAGAAUUUCACAUUUAAGGCUUAAAUAGCCGAGUUGGAAGAGUUCUCAACUAUGCUUCCAAUUCAGCUAUUAUGGCCUUAAAUGUGAAAUUCUCUUUGAAUUCCCACCAGUUCUCUCUUUAGUGAGUAUGCCUGUCGGAGUUCAGUUUUUGCAAUGUAGACAGUAACACUAUUUCAGGCUGCUGCAGAACAUCUUCCAUAUAUUAUUAUUAUUAGCGUGUCCGUAUUCACUGAACGUUGCAGACAGAAGUAACAUUAUUUUGGUUCAUUUAUUAUAAGUAAUCGAUUAUCUUCUCAAUCCUGAAAAAGACCUUUUAUCCAGAGGUAACCAGGGUUUACUUCCUGUGAAUGAUGAAGCCGAUGAGCAUCAUGGGAAAUGUAGUCCAUGAACCUCUGCAGUGUAAAGGUUUAGCACACUGUCCGUAACCCUAAUCUGGGGAGCACACUGUUAGUAACCCUAAUCUGGGGAGCACACUGUCAGUAACCCUGAUUUGGGGUUCACACUGUCCGUAACCCUAAUCUGGGGAGCACACUGUCAGUAACCCUGAUCUGGGGAGCACACUGUCAGUAACCCUGAUCUGGGGAGCACACUGUCCGUAACCCUGAUCUGGGGAAUACACUGUCAGUAACCCUGAUCUGGGGAGCACACUGUCCGUAACCCUAAUCUUGGGAGCACACUGUCAGUAACAAUGUGGGUUACCCUGAUCUGGGGUGCACCCUGUGGGUAACACUGAUAUGGGGUGCACACUGUGAGUUACCCUGCUGUGUGGUGCACACUGUGGGUAACACUGAUAUGGGGUGCACACUGUCCGUAACAAUGUGGGUUAACCUGAUCUGGGGUGCACACUGUGGGUAACACUGAUAUGGGGUGCACACUGUGGGUUACCCUGAUCUGGGGUGCAUACUGUGGGUAACACUGAUAUGGGGUGCACACUGUGGGUAACACUGAUAUGGGGUGCACACUGUGGGUAACACUGAUAUGGGGUGCACACUGCGGGUAACACUGAUAUGGGGUGCACACGGUGAGUUACCCUGAUCUGGGGUGCACACUGCGGGUAACACUGAUAUGGGGUGCACACGGCGAGUUACCCUGAUCUGGGGUGCACACUGCGGGUAACACUGAUAUGGGGUGCACACGGUGAGUUACCCUGAUCUGGGGUGCACACUGCGGGUAACACUGAUAUGGGGUGCACACGGUGAGUUACCCUGAUCUGGGGUGCACACUGUGGGUAACACUGAUAUGGGGUGCACACGGUGAGUUACCCUGAUCUGGGGUGCACACUGUGGGUAACACUGAUAUGGGGUGCACACGGUGAGUUACCCUGAUCUGGGGUGCACACUGCGGGUAACACUGAUAUGGGGUGCACACGGCGAGUUACCCUGAUCUGGGGUGCACACUGCGGGUAACACUGAUAUGGGGUGCACACGGUGAGUUACCCUGAUCUGGGGUGCACACUGCGGGUAACACUGAUAUGGGGUGCACACGGUGAGUUACCCUGAUCUGGGGUGCACACUGUGGGUAACACUGAUAUGGGGUGCACACGGUGAGUUACCCUGAUCUGGGGUGCACACUGUGGGUAACACUGAUAUGGGGUGCACUGAUGAUCUGGGGUGCACACUGUGGGUAACACUGAUAUGGGGUGCACACGGUGAGUUACCCUGAUCUGGGGUGCACACUGUGGGUAACACUGAUAUGGGGUGCACACUGUGGGUAACACUGAUAUGGGGUGCACUGGGGUGCACACUGUACACUGAUAUGGGGUGCACACUGUGGGUAACACUGAUAUGGGGUGCACACUGUGGGUAACACUGAUAUGGGGUGCACACGGUGAGUUACCCUGAUCUGGGGUGCACACUGUGGGUAACACUGAUCUGGGGUGCACACUGUGGGUAACACUGAUAUGGGGUGCACACUGUGGGUAACACUGAUAUGGGGUGCACACGGUGAGUUACCCUGAUCUGGGGUGCACACUGUGGGUUACUGUGCAGCAGUGAGUGCAGCAGGGAGAGCAUGGCUGCAGUAGGCAGUGAGCAGACACAAAGUAUCCCAGCGCUGGGAUCUAAUGGAAUCAGCAUUCCAUAUACAGAGACAGAGAAAACAAACUAAGGAUUUCUGUGAGCGGCUGCUUAUUGGUUCUCUUCUGUAAGCAGGAAGGGGGGGAGGGGGAGUGCUGGUUUCUUGGGUGGUCACCAUUGGCAGUGGGUGGUCUGGGACCUAAUAGGAAGAGCACAAAAGGCUUCUUGGUGGAGCUACAGGAAUUGUAAGCAGCUGUGCCCUGUAAGGAGGGGGGUUGGGAGCUUUUAAACAUAGACUGGACGAUGUGUAUAUAUAAUCUAUACGUUACGUCCAUAUAUACAAACAUCCACGCCUCUGUCUCAGCUCACAUUCUACGCUGGAGGAUUUACAUCUAAAAUAUCUGCCAUCCGUAACAGAAUAUGUCUGGAAAUUAAUAAAUGAAGGACACAUAGUGGGACCAUGACGCCUAAUUCGCUAACAUGUAACGCCGUCAGCUACUGCUCAAACUUUGGCAAUAAAAUUAUGAUCCAAAUCCGAUGGCUUAAAUAUUGCGCUGGUUAAUGGAUAGACUCUGUGGAGUUUCAAUGAAAUUUUUAGCACUUUAAAAAGAAUGUGAAAUUAAUUAAACAGCACUUUGGAGUCGGUAAAAAUUAUAUAUAUAUAUAUAUAUAUAUAUAUAUAUAUAUAUAUACGAAAAUGUCAAAGAUAAUGUUUUAAAACGUGUGUAUUCGGGGCUUGUAGGAGGGCAAUGCAUUACAGAUGUGUUUUUUGUAUUCUACAAUUAAAAGCCUUUUUCAUUUAUCACACGCAUUUAUAAGAUAUAUUAAAAAUAUAUCUUUGUAUUUUCCUAAGGGAGUGAUAGGAGUAGGAGUUGGUUCAGUUGUUGCAAUAGCCUGUGUGUUUUGAGAUAUUUAAAGGAUCCACACACAGUCUGCAGGAUUUAAUAGAGAAGAGAUCGUGGAUUGCUCGUAAUUCAAAAUGUCACUGUCUGUCAGCACCCCCAGCUCUGGAAAAUACAAGAUAAGAGUCACUAACGAUAACUCCCAAUCCACGUGUAAUUAAAUGAUCCCUAAAGAAGAGGGGGAGUACGCAGAGUCCUCUGUGAAGGGAUUUGGAGAUUAUAUGUGUUAUGAUUAAUUAGACUUUGAGUUUUGUGAUUUGCCGUCACCCCUUGUGAUUCUGAUUUUCAUGUUUUCUGAGAAGUAGCCGGGGCGGGAUAGAGCUAAGCUUGAUGAGAGUUGUGUUCGGAGAUGUUGGCUGAUUAUUUCUACAAUGUGGCCGUGUAUAUUUUGUGUUAUAUAUCGUACAGCGCUACGGAAUGUGAUGGCGCUAUAUAAAUAAUAAAAUAAUAAUAAUAUUGUUUUGCGCAUUAGAAAAAGUCCGCAGCAUGCCCCCUCUAUAUGCUGUCGAGAUAUUUAACUCUGGGUCUCGUCCUGUGUAGAGUGUCCUGUAACGUUUUAGCUGCUCACUUUAGCCAUAUACAGUUUAAUGUCUAGAUCUUGAAUCUGAAUUGGCAGCUGUCGCCUCGGGAACCUGAUGUUCUAACUAAGCUUUGCGUUAAUAUUAAUAUUUUAAGAGAACCCAAGGCUGACGAGUUUCUCAAUGGUAGAUCACUAGCCAGGUGUGGUUAGAGGCCUUUUUUGGAUGAAAAUCAGUCUAUAUUGACUUUGCCACAUCAAACGUUGUUUAGACAAAGUCUGGUCCCAUCCCAAAUAAAACUACAGCCCACCCAGUGAGACUACUGGACCCCCCUGUCACACAGGAUGUCCCUUCUUCUACUCUGAUGUCCCAGUUUUGUAACAUAUUUAAUGUGUGGCUCUGUCUGAGUUCUGUGACUUUGGAAGAAAUCGUGAUUUAUUUUGACACUAUGCGACAGGUUGGUCCCAGGUGUAAAUGUACAUGGAAUGUACACCAAAAGCUACGUUACAAAAUAGUAAUCGUAAUGAUCAUAUCUUAACACCACACGCAGAGUACGCAGAAAAUCUCAACCAUUAUUUUACUUUUUCCGGGUAGACCAGAGCACCAUGCGUUUGAGAUUGUCUAACAACAGGGCCCAUCUCCCCAAACAUUGCCCCAUGGAAACAAUUACUGUUCCAUUCUAGCCCCUAGACCAUUAUAAUGAUCUGCCCUGGGAAAGGCGUCUCUCAUCCUCUCCAGCCUGCUCUUUCUGCUGGUCCUGGCUGGACUGUAAAUCCCGUUAUUAGAAGUUAUAGAGUAUCCUAGCAGCAGUAGUUGAGACUUUAAGUACUAUUUGUUUCCUAUCAAAGUUAAUCAUUUUCUUGGGUUAAUUAAUUCAUUAGUUCAUUCAGAAAAUUCUCAGGUAAUUAAUAGUAAAUAAACUACCUAUGUCUUACUCCAAUAUGUUCCUGUUUUGGCCUCGGGGAGGAGAGGGUGGACAUGUAAAAAGUUAUCACAAGCAAUAUAAUAACAUUUCUAGAUUAUUUUAAAGUCCGAGCCAUCAGCACAUAGUGAAAUUAAAUCAGGAGGAUUAUAUGUGUUGUUAUAAAGUAAUGGUGGUGGGAAUGAGGUGGUGGGGGUCCUUUUUCCCUCUCCCCUCCUUCUGUCUUGCUUGUAUUAGAACAAUCUAGGAGGACAUUCACGGUGCACACAAUAGGCCCAGUCUGAGUGGGUAAAGUGCUAUUGAGACUUGGGGAAGACUGUGCAUCUGCUCUUAGUAUUUAUGGUGUGGAGUGCUUGGCUGAGAUGGGAGUUCUGAGCACUAUUUAUAUGGGGUGUGGGAAAAAGUUAGACUCCGUGCUUAAACUAUUGGUCUGGGAUCGCUUGUUACCAGUCCCCCCCCCUCCCACCCCCCUUUACCUCCCAUUAAAGGACCUAGAGCGAGAGCUACACUGUUACAGGAUUAAUUUUUAAUUUAGUAUAAUUUAUUUAACCCCAUACUAAGAAUCUUUCCUUCUCGCUCUAUAACACACAUUAUCUCAAUGUUUUAUAUAUUAUAUGUCUGGUUUCGUUAUGACCCAAGUGCUGCAUGAAACAGAGCAAAAAUCAAAAAUAUAUCUUCAUGGUUUUUCACCAAUGGGUGAAAUACGUGGAUGGGGUCAUCUGAGGGAGACCCCACCCCCCCUCCACCCAGACAGCUAAAUGAAGAAUUACUAAGGACUGUUUUGCCGAUAGCAAAGAAAUGUUUAAUCAUUUUCUCAAAACGAUAAUAAAAGCCAUCUCUUAUAGUGAUGACCCUGUUGGCUCCCAGGCCCCAUGAUGACACAUUGCGACUCAGCUUGGGAAACGGAUGUUUUGCCGAACGUAAUAAUGCAGAUAACGAUCUUGAUAAUUUCCCAAAUAUUUCUGCCAGGGCUUGGUGACUUUUCAUUUUUUAAUGGCUUCAAUACGGGUACAUUGUCCGUGUGUGCAGUCACAGAUAGACAGAGAUGUUUAAAAUCUGAUGGUAGAAAGGACUGAUCACUUAAAUUGCAGGAAAUGGCUCCGAUCUCUUAGACUUCCCAACGCUAUGUCCAGCUGAGUCUACAUUUGGGAUCUCCAGUCUUACAGACCAGCAUAAAUGUCUGAGAAUUACAGUUGAACAAAAGCCAAAGGUCUAAAGCUGGACAUCCCUUGUCUACAGUAAAGGGACAGUUGAUUAUUUAAAAAUUUGACUGAGUUACAUUAGAGCCACGUCAUUGGGUAUCACAGGCCAAAUAGGAGUGAUGGUCAAAACGCCAUGUCAGUUUAUAAUGAUUUACACAUAUAACUCCAAGAAUGUCCUCAGCGUUACAGCUCGGAGUUCUGUAGCAUAGAAUUUCAUCUCCUGCGAAUGAGCUUUUCAAAGCUUCUCGUUAUAUCAGUAAUAAGAACUAUUUUUUAAUUUAUCUGUCAUUUUAAAAUCACUGUAUGGAGCUGGUAUGAUUGUGUCAAGAAAUGACGCCCAAUGGCUCAAUUGAGCAAGGGAAUCUAGAUUAUUGUUUAACACAUUUACUCUGUGCGAACAUACAGAACAUGACAAUCAUUGGUUUAAGGCUGAAUAGACGGAGGUUAGUUUUAACAUUCGAUUGUUUUUGGGACGAGACAGCUAAUACUUUAUUUGCUGUCUAGGGGGCCGGUAAAUAUGUAUCCGAGAACCCCUUGUGAGACACAUCCUCUCGAGCAGUGGGGGGCUCUCACAGAUAGCUUAAUCCAUAUAAUCCCUUCCCCCAAAACACUUAGAGGAGACGUAUCCAUAGACUGCUAAUUUCAAGCUCCCUGGAGCAAUUGUCCUAAAUACAGAGCGGUGGGAGAGACCGUUCCAAGCAGAGGUUACUUUAUCGCAUGGUAUAGAAUACCGGUAUAUCUGUGAUUUCUGUAUGAAAGCUGCCCUGGGGUUGCGAUGACUACUCUUGCGUUAUCGAUACGUCCAGAGGCGAACUGUGCACACUUCAUAGUGGUUAAUAGAAUGUGAAAUUUUGGACAUUUUGCAAGUAACUAAUUGUGUUGGAUGAACUUGUAAGGCACGGAGAAUCCUGCAAUGGCCUUGUCGUGCAUAACAGACCUCCCGUACUGAUUUAGAAAUCUGUUACAAAUUGCUAACUUCCUGUUGGUAGUCAUGCCAGGGCUGAGAUAGACAGCAUUAAAGCGCAGACGAGAACGCAAGUUUGGCCUUGUUAGUUAGUUCCUCCAAUAUGUGUUCUACGAACAGACACCGGGGUAGAACAGCCUGCAUGUUCAGCAGAUCAGAUCUCUUAAACAUACAAAACGGCCCGGGGUUUACCCACUAAACACUGAAUUGUGGUAAACCGAAAACCCUUCUGUAAAAUGUAAGCAAAUAAAUAGCGUAUUUAGAAAGACUAUCCAACGUUUGGUGUAGUCACAGCUGGAAUAUUUCAGCCUAAAUAUUGCAAUUCGCUGUAAAUAUACUGCUGGGGAUAGUCAAUAAACAGUGAAGCAAACACGGAAACGUUUCCUUCACCAAGAGCUGGAGAUAUUUUCUUAUAACACAAAGAUAACGUGUUAGUCGGACUAUGAACAAAUAAUCUGAAAUGGCCUGAAGCUAGCAUGGGAAAGUACUUUACACGCAUGUGCUGUGCCACGAGUACUUAAAGGGACACUACGAGCACCAUAAUCACUGCAGCAUAUUGUACUGGUUAUGGUGCACAGACUUUGUUUAUGGUUGCAGUCACAUUGGAUUUUGGGAAAAAGUAGGGUUCCUUCCUGGCAUCCCACGGGCCUGCCCCCCGGCCUGGGGCAUUAUAUGAGAACGUUUCACCUUAUUAUGCAUCCAAAAUAUUUACAUGGGAGAGUGGGAUUCAUCCUUCCCCUUUUCAGCGACUCUCUAUUAACACAGACUCUGUGUGUAGAGUCCUUGUGACCUAUGGUGUAGUAGUUAUGGUGUGUGUAUUUCCCAUUUAAGAGCGAUUAAGUUGGGAUUUUUAAAAGAUAAAAGCUGCCAUCAUCAUUUGUUUGAGGAUAUCUAAACACCGAAAAUGAGGUCUGAGCUGAGGUUUGUGUGAGCUGAGGUGUGUGUGUAUGUCUGUGUGUGAGCUGAGGUGUGUGUGUGUGUGUCUGUGUGUGAGCUGAGUUGUGUGUGUGUGUGUGUGUAUGUAUGUGUGGGUGUCUCUAUGUGCCUGUGAGCUCAUAGACUAUCCGGUCUGCGCAAAUUGUGUGUGUGUGUGUGUGUGUGUGUGUGUCUGUCUGUGAGCUAGCAGAAUUCUGAGGUCUGUGCAGAGUGUGUGUGUGUGUGUGUGUGUGUAUGUAUGUAUGUAUGUAUGUAUGUGUGGGUAUCUGUGAGCUUGCAGAGACUCUGUGCUCUAUGCAGAGUGUGUGUGUGCCCGUGUGUGUAUGUAUGUGAGCUGGCAGAGGCUGUGAGGUCUAUGUAGGGAGUGUGUGUGCCUGUGUGUGAGAUGAGGUGUCUGUGUGUGAGCUGAGGUGUGUGUGUGUGUCUGUGUGAGCUGGCAGAGACUGUGAGGUCUAUAUAGGGAGUGUGUGUGUCUGUGUGUGAGCUGAGGUGUGUGUGUCUGUGUGAGCUGGCAGAGACUGUGAGGUCUAUGUAGGGAGUGUGUGUGUCUGUGUGUGAGCUGAGGUGUGUGUGUGUGUCUGUGUGAGCUGGCAGAGACUGUGAGGUCUAUGUAGGAAGUGUGUGUGUCUGUGUGUGAGCUGAGGUGUGUGUGUCUGUGUGAGCGGGCAGAAACUGUGAGGUCUAUGUAGCGAGUGUGUGUGUCUGUGUAAGCUGGGGUGUGUGUGUCUAUGUGAGCUGGGGUGUGUGUGUCUGUGUGAGCUGGCAGAGACUGUGAGGUCUAUGUAGAGAGUGCAUAUUAGUGUGUGGGGGUUACCUUUAAGUACUUGUUAUCACAUCUGCUGUGGGGUGGGAAUAUUUCCUGUUUAAACAUGACCGACUAUGAGUUGGCAGCUAACAAAAUGCUCUAUAAACCGCUGCUACCCCCCUGUCUUUACCCCAGACAGUAGAAUGGCUCGUGUUUAUUUUGCAGCCGAUCUGCGAUUGACAGAUUUAAUGCAGCACGCAUGGAUUGUCUAAGCAGAGGGGGCUGCUGGGAAAAUAUUAAGAUCAUAUAAUACUAUUUUUUUUUUCUAAACUAUGUAUUAUUAAUGACGCAGCCAAUGCAAACACCUUCCCAGAGUAGAGCUAGUCACCCAUGAACACCCUCACUCGCCCCAUGAGCUUAACAUAUGGUGGAGCACUAGCCACGCUCUCGUGCACACAGAGCACACGUGUACUGUUUGGGUGGCUCAGGAAAUAUCAGCAAUUCCAAAGCUGCAGUCAACCAGGUUGAGUUAUACUGCCGCUACGGGGAUAUACAUAGUGACUGUUUGUGGGCUGAGAGUGAGGAAGGGGUAGGAACGGGAACCCACCAAGAAUAAUAUGUGGAUUUAUUGUUAAUUAUAGAAUUCUCUUUGUGAAUGUCUUACCAUUGUCACCAAUUCUCUAGGGCAAUAAAGCAGAAAAGAAUUCUGGGUAGCGACUCUCAAAAAGGGGCUUAUAAAAUAUAUGGCUGCAAAAGUUUUAUUAAAAAGAGCUGCCUUUCCAAAUUUGGAAAGCAAAGUUUAUUCUAUAAACAGUGAGUUGACCCCUAACUUGCUAAAUUUACUCCAAAAUUGCAAAUCUACAAAAAAAAAAACUAAACAAAAGCCCCAAAAGUGUAUUUUCUUUUUCGCUGUUAUAUAGAUAUAUAAAUGUUGAAUUUUUUUUUCCUGAAAAUCCCAGCAAUAAAACCCCAAAUCAUGGUAAAUAUUCUUUGGGAUGAAAUGAAAGUGUUGGGAAAUGUGCAUGUGUGGGCUUUUAUGAAAGGCUCCUAUUAUUUAUGAUUAUAGUUCAUUUCUUGGAGAAAUAUCAUUUAGACAUUAUAACAAGUACAACACACGUGUCUUGUUUGUUUAACACGGACACAUAGCUCUGGGGAACCGCUAAAUGUAUAGAAUUAUAAUUGAAACCUCCGACACAUUAUCUCGGAGAGUAUUGACCUGCUAUAGUAAUAACAUGCCUGAGACCGCUGAGAGUCUGAGUUUUUGUAGCCUAGUCUAGCACAGUUAGCGUGGGAGUGUGUGUGUGCAAAGUGCGAAUGAGUAAAACACCCGGCUCAAUCACAUGGGGACCAGAUGAGGGAUGAGCUGCCAGUUUGGGUGGUCCAGAUGGGCGAGAAUAGACAGUACAGACGGAGAUAUAAGGCCUGGGCCUCAGUAAUUAGUAAAACGUUCCUCCCCAUUCAAGCCUCUCCUUGUCUAUUCAUAGCAGUCAGCCACCCAGUUUUACUGUAGGUUAGAGCACAGGGAGAGAUCACGCAAGUUAUGGUAAACGUGUACAGUUAUUAUGCAGACGCUGCAAGUUUUUUGUAAGCUAGAUAUGAUUAACCUCUGCAUCAUACAGAGUAGGACCAGCUUAAUGUCAUGGUGCUAUGAAGGUUCUUGUCACAGCCAUGGUUGGACUUAUCACCCUCAGCCAGCUGUAAAGGGAGUUGGUGUCACCCAACAGCUGCAGUCUCCUUCCACAAUAUCGUUGAUGCUGGUUUGACCAAAAGGUCUGAAAGCCCAAUGAUUAAACAGGUGUUUUAGAAACAAAAUGCUCUAAGUGCCAUCUUUGUCCUUGACCUUGUUUUGGGGCAAAUUUCACCCUGAUCUUCCUCCUCCUCUCGCUGUGAUCUCCGCUCUUGCCCUCCCUGGCUGUACAGCAGCGUCCUCCGUUUGAAGUUUGUCUCUUCGUCCCCCUGCCUCCUCUUUUCAUGUCUGUUCCCUGGGUUAAUUAGGGAGUUGACAUUCCUCAGCCGAUCUCAAUGUGCUUUGAAGCCCUGAUGGACCAGCACUGCUUCAAAUUAGCGCUAAUGACGAGAAACUUUCUUUCUUUUCACAAAGUUCGCAAGCGGCGCAGUGAAUACCUCAGCUACGCCGUUCCCAUCGUUUGAGAACUUGUUACGACAGUCACAUUUCAACCUAUUUCCUGCCAGGUUAUUAUAGAAUAAGCGGCGGAGGUAACAUUGUUACUGAGUGCAAGCUCUCCGGUGAUGUUUUCUAUGUAAUAUGUGUUCUAUAGACCUUAUUAAUGAACCGUAUACAAACAGUGUGUGAGAAAAUGUCCUCUCCCAGACUGUCGAACAAAUAGCUUGCAUUAUAUUGAGAAAUCCAGUUUGUAGCCUGUUAUAUCUGUAGUAUAUGAUUCGUUCAAUCCCUAAUGAACCCAGACAUUCCAUAUUUACUACUGCUUUGAAAAACGAUCUCCAAUCAGGUGCGGAUAUCCCACUGGCUGUGCGGUCAAGUGUCUUUAUUACCAAGGGGGAAAAGGUCAAUGACUGCAUGUAGUAUCCCCCACUUAUUAAAAUAUUGAAAGUAUUUGUGGUGAAUUUGUUUAUCCAUUUUUUGGCUUUGCGGUAAGUACAGCAAUAAAAACCCGCAGUAGGGCACUUUUUAAAGACAAGAUAUGCAUCACACGUAGAUCUGAACUCAUAAGACGAUGAGCUGGUUUCUGUCUGUGAUGACUAAUAUGAGCCCUGCAGAUGUCCGAGGUCUACAUUGUCCAUGAUGCAUUCAUGAUGUAAAAAAUAUAAUAAUAAAAUUGGUCAGACUCAGCAGACCUAUGACUUACCUAGAACUUUUCACUGGUUUACGAGUUUUCCUCAAUUUUAAACAAGACCGAUUGAAGCUCAAUAAUACUUUAAGCAAGCCAUAGUGGUGGCUGCUCUUCUCUAAAGAAAGUCUUUAUUUUAGGUUUGAUAUUAAAUUCCUAAAAGCCCUGUAUGUUACGAAGGGGCAGAGUAGAUCUGUUAAGAUGACUAUUUCUUACUCUUCGUCUCUCCUGACAGCGGGGAGCCGUGUAAGCCAUGAACUUUGCUACACCAAGGAGAAGUUGGGAGAAGAAUCGGUUUACACAUCCCAGAUGCUGAUCCAGACGCCAAAGAAAGAAGGAGAGAAUAUCUUGAACCAGGAGGCCAUACUUCUUCAUCUGCAGGCAGCUCUGGCAGCUAGCAAAGUCCAGGUGUCUAUGUAUGGGAAGUAAGUAACGUGAAGGUCCGUACUGUGGCCGUAAUCUUUUGAUUAGAACAUUUUCCAACAAUAAUGGGGGGUAAUGAGAGCUGGACAUUUGUGUUCGUUAUAGAAAAAUGUAAUGCUGAGUACUUUGGAAAAGUAUAAAACCCUGUAAUUAAACAUACCACCUCAUAUACACAGCUGUUAUAGAAGUCAUGGCUGUGUCUCAUUUUUUAUAUAUUGACUUAGGGGGGGGGGAGAUAUCAUCUAGUAAGUCGUGGGUUGAGAACUGUAGUGCACAUAAAAGGUAGAUACCUUGAUCUAGGACGUCGAGGACUAUCUACAGCACACCUUUACCACCUGCUUCCUAAAUAUUUGGGUUUCUUAUUGGUCUGAAGAGAAUAGAGAAUGUGUAUUAAUGUCAAAGCAAAAAUCAUACGAUGUUUGAUAUCCUGAAUUAUUCUUUAAACCAUCACUGUGUUCUCCUGCAGAUCGUGGAACUUGAACAAUAUUUGCUACAAGUCAGGCGUUCCAAUAAUUGAGACCGGGAUGAUUGAGAGAGUGAGUACUGUGGAAAAGACAGAUUUGUUGUGUGUUAUAAAAAAAUUCUGUGUUGAAUAAUUAUUGAAUAAUGAUGUAUCUGGGUCAGUGUCGAAACAUAGAGCAGGUUUAAGGACCAAACUUCUGGAAUAAAAGGGAAUCAUGACAUGUCACACAUGUCAUGUAUCCUUAAGGGGUUAAGGAAAUAAAAGUAAAAUUGUGCAAAACACCCAUAGCGAGGUAACAGACAGUAAUAGUUACAUUUCACUAAUUACAUGAUAUUAGGGUGCUGCAUAGACAUUAGUCAGACAGAUUACAAGUAGUUCUCCUAGUAUUGGCUCUUUGCAUUGGUCGGCGUUGUGUUACAUACAGAGAUUACAAUUACAUCAAUAUUUGUAUCGUUCACCAGAUGAUCGAGAAACUCUUUCCUUGUGUGGUCAUCACUCCCCUGGACUGUUUCUGGGAAGGGUCUCAGCUGCAGGGAGGCUCCGCAUACCUACCGUAAGUAUUUAGCCAGUCUUUGUUGAGGUUAUAUGUUCGCUGUGUUAUGAGGGUAUCUGGUCACCGUCAUGCUAGAGGUGGACACACAAGGGCUUUGAUAUGCUCUUCGCUUUCUCACCCCCCUUUACAAGUUCAGGGCUACGGUUGGUGGCAACCUUGAUUUUAGCCUAUGUCAGUGUGUCCAUUUCGGCAACACAAGCCUUGCCUGGAACCCCCCCCCCCCCUUCGCCUACUCCAUGCAAUUAUGUUUCUAUUAAGGCUGAGUGAGUGGGGAUUCAGCCUGCAAGGGGGGGCAGGAGAGGAUUUUGGUGAGGGGGUAAGUGUAAAAGGUGGGGGGGAUGGAAAGGGAAUGGAGGAUGGAAACACAGACAAUAGUGGCCAUUCUUUCUGUUUACAAGUGUGUUUAUCUAUAUGGGGCCCAAGCAAAGCACUUGCUUUGUCAGCAAAUGGUAACACAGCACAUUCUCAUGCUAAUGAACCUGUGGAUGGCAUGAGUUGCUAAACAAAUUGAAAUACUGCCAUUAUUCAGAGGGCUGGUGGACUAAAGAACUGUAAAACAGAAAGGGGGGAGAUAAGGGAAAACCAUGGAGGGAGGAAAAUAGAAUUAGAAGAAUGCAAACGGACCAAAAGAACAGAGGAGCGGAUUACAAGCGAAGAGUGGGGAGAUACGCCAGCGUUAAAUUAUCUGUUGGUUUAGAAGAUGAUAAAAUGUUUGAUGAAAUUCCUGCAGAGGUCUAAAUUCGACAUUCAGCAGCGCACGCUUUCGAGAGUCCUGAAAAUUUAAAUAAAUAAAUAAAUAUGACAUUAUCUAAAUAUAUUGCAUCACACCUGGUUAAUAAUGUGAUAAGGUAACCGAAAGUCUAUGUUAACCCUGUACGUGAUCAGGAUGAGCAGCCAUAGCAGGACCAUUUGAUGGAGGUUUGCCUGUGCAGGAAUUGAAAGGAGAUGUGGUUGGACUGAAGAUUUGAGAGAAGGCGGAUCCGAUGAAGUUGUAAAGGAUUUUUGGUGCUAAUAUAAAUCCUUGAGUCUAUGGUUUUCUUCCCAUGGAUGUCACUGGUCUUUGUAAACAGGUUUUUGGGGUUCGGCUCUUGUGACCCCCAUCUUGGGUAUAGAGUGUUGUAAAGAUAUCUCUUUUGUUUGAAGGAAGCUCGUUCUUGCAAACAGUUCCCCCUUCCGCUUGAGUUCAGUUCAGGGGAUUUUUUCUCUCCCUUUUUUAACGCAAAGAGAGGCAGAGAGAGAGAGCGAGCAAGAGAGAGCGAGAGACGCUUUAUAACAAAGAGUCAGCAAUGUGUGGAAAAAACAAAAGCCUUGAGUUGGCUCAGUGAAGCAAGAAAAGACAGAUAAAGAGACUUCACUCUGGAAGCAACUGCCAGUCGUUUGGUAUGUGGGAAUCUGCGAGAAUCGCCUUCUUUCUGGCCAGAUUUAAUGAAUUAUUGCACUGCCCCAUCUCGGCCUACCCCUCCCUCGCCCGCCAAUCUGAUUCUGUGUGUGUGUGUCCCUCACAGUUUUGUUGAGCUGGGGAGGUGGAUAUUGUAUCUUUUUUUGUUGUUGUUGAGAUUAUAAUCUAAAUUAGUCUUCAUCCUGUUGGGUUAAUGAGUAGGGGGCGGCCAUUUUGGUUUUUGGACCUUUUUUCCCCCUUGUCAAAUGUUCUUGUGAUUGGGAUGUUUUGGAUGAUGUUUAUGCAGUAAAAGGAGAAUUUCUUUACCCCCCUCCCCUCCCACUCCCCUUUAGAUCUCACCUCUCUGUCCUUUUAGUUUACUGCUUGUCUUCCCUCAAACUCCCCCUUAUUCACCUUCCUUUAUGUAAAGCUUGAGAAAACACAGAACUUGUUAUAUAGGGUCAGCACAUCCCAGCACUGAGAGUUUCCCAGCUCGUGAAGAAGGGAUGCGGGGCCCAUACCCUUUCUAAGCCGGCUGCAUGGGGGCCCCCUAAACAGGCAUGGUUGCCCCUUUUAAUGAGAAUUCCACUUGCAAAAAUGUAACCCUUUUAUUUCUGAAUUGGGAUUGUAUGAAACAUGAGUGACAUCUCCUGGUACUUUGCACCAUUUAUUUAUCUUAAGAGACUCGGUGAUAAUAGGCCUCACCCAGCUGCUAAUUCCUCAUUUUCUCCGUAACAUUUGAUCUUAUAAAACUUUGUAUAUUUCUCUCCAGUCUUCCUGUUUGUAGCACUGACUUUUCCUCACCAUAUAAACGCAACCUAAUAUUUAAUAUAUUUUAUUUUGAUGGAUCGUCUUCUGAGCACGUUUUAAAAAGUGUAUGUCGUGUAUUCAAGGUUGCACGACUUGGCUUAAACAGAGUCGCUUGUGUGUUCUGUUACUCUCCAUUUUAAGGCAAGUUUACAAUCAUUCUAUAUCCUUAACUAUUUUCUGCCAAACACAAACCAUCUGUGUAUCACUUUUUAUUUUUCCAUCGUUCCAUUAUAGAAGAUAUUGUUUGUCAAUCUUUCGGAUUGUAUCUUGCUCGAUCUGAAAUCCCAGGAAGAAGUUUAAUUGCGGUUUUAAUUUGAAAACCCAAUGCCUUGGCCAUCUACCUGUGGCAUGCACAGAGUUAAAUUCUCUCCAGCUUGAAGAUCCGUAGCCUAUUUGCAAUGGCGAUAUCUUUCCCAAGCCUUCCACGCAGGGCGGCUGCUCUAUCAAGAUGUUACUGAGUUGCUGUUAAUUGCCCUGACUUGCACUGUGCGUUAAAGAAAUGGUAGCAGGCGGCUUUGUUCCUCUGUGUAACAGGAUCAUACAUGGUAUUUUGCUUAGCAUCUGGUACGCCUCGCUGGUUAAGGGGGGAUAGAGCCCCCAGGAACCACUUAGAUCUUGGGAGGUGAAGAGCAUGGAAGUGCCAAUCAAAAUGAAAAUUAACCAAUGGAUUGCCGAGGUUGCUUGAUACCUAAUCCCUUUACGAAUGGAUUGAUCAGCUUUCCAGGAAAAUAACCGGGAUAUUUUUCUUGUUUUUAUUUUUUAUUUUGUUCUCCUUGUCUGAGCUGUGAGGGAAGGCUGUAAUUGGAACAACCCUCAUGUACAUUUGGGGUUUCUCAGUGUGGGAGGCCGAGGUUGGAGUUACUGCUGGAUUUAUUAAUAAUUUUUAUUUUAAUACCCCACCCAACCACCUAAUAGGGUCUUCUACACCUGGGUAAUUCAUUAGUAAAUGUUCUCACCAUUCGUAGCUUUGUAAUUCUUUAUCAUGCCUGCUCUCCUUGUAAGUAAUGAGUUAGUCAUUCUGUUUGUUUAAAACCCUAGGUUAAAAGUAACACAAGAUGUUUGUUUUUUUGGCAGGGGUCGACGAGACAUCCAGUGGACCAACCUGGACCCCAUCCAGUUAAUGGAAGAACUCGGCCAGUUUGCCAGUCUGGAUGGCUUUAAAGAGAUGCUGGAUAAGGCCGAAGUGGGACGUGCAUACAUGGAGCGGCCGUGUUUGGACCCAACAGAUCCGGAGUGUCCAGAAAGCGCCCCAAACAAGAAAACACAAAAGGUGAGUUACAGUAACCAUCGCUUUACCUCACUCCUUUAGCUGCAAAGAUUUCAGCCAAUAGGAAACCUAUGAUUUAUUAAUCCAGAGAUAAUGUAACUUUCAUAUUUAUCACCUUCCCACUAUAUUCAUAGGGCAGAAGUCUGGAUCCAUCCCAUUGUACAGCGCUGCAGUAUUGGUUGGCGCAUUAUAAAUAAUAACAAUAAUAUGAAGGAGAAAUUAAUUAUAUAUAUAAAUAUGGCCAUUCUAUAUUUGGAGUAAAAAUCUGGAAAUAUGCCAUUUGUCCAAGUCCUGUCUUAUAAAAUCCUGUGACCUUUUAUUAAAUAUAAUGUUUUGAAAUUUGUCCUCUGUAGAAUGUGGAUAUUGCCGCUACCCUGCGCAAUGGCUGUAACGGUUUUUCAAAGAAGUUUAUGAACUGGCAGAAGGAGCUGAUCCUUGGAGGGAUGGUGAAGGGACACGACGGAGACCUCAAAAGGUAAUCGAACAUUGUACAAAUUUUUCUAGCUUAAACACAGGGAGUCAGACAAAACAUAUUUCGGCACAUAUUGUGUAUGUGGUAUUUAGGCUCGUGGACUAACUGUCUCAGAUUUAUCAGGUACCUGGGUGUUUUAGCUACCUGUUCAUUGUACUGCACUACAGAAAAUGUUUGCUUUUCUUAAAAUAAAACAAUGACGAAAUAACCUGCGGAUGUCUUCUCUUCAUAGUGCUGAAGCUCUCCAGACCAUGUACUUACUGAUGAGCCCAGGACAGCUUUAUGAACAUUUUAAGGGCAGCUAUGAGAUUCAAGAUAUCAACUGGACCGAGGAGAAGGCGUCAGCCAUCUUGGAAUCGUGGCAACGAAAAUUUGUUGAGGUCAGUACACGUUUCUAGCACAUUGGUAAUCUUGUAGGCAUUAUUACUUUUUAGAAUAUUUGGUGUAUUGAGAUAUCGCACUAUAAUUAAAGUCUAAAAGAAAGUCACAAGAUGUGUAAGGGUCAGAGGUUAUCGCGGUAGGGCCAUAUGUUCCAAACCAGACCUCCUUUGCAUGGGUAUCUGUGGACGUCGGCCGAAGGAGAUAUGCCCACCAAAGUUUCCAUCAAUCUGGACAGCUUGUGACGUGAUUGGUCCAGGAACACAUACAAGUCCUGCUAUAAUAGAGAGGAGGAAUUUCAGAAGGCAAUGGGGGUGCACCUUCCCCAGAGACCAAGUGACCCUGUCUGACCUUUGCCCCCUUUCACCUCUGACAUCUGUAGCCAUCAUUCUUUGCAGUCCUGAAGGGGAAAAGGUGAAAAGACCAGAGAGAGUUAUGGAUCCUGAUACAUAGAAUUAUCUAGAAAUCAGUCACAAUGUAGUCCAUUGAUGAGUGUGCCUAGCUCACGCUUUAAUCUCCUGCCUGGCCUGCGGUAGGUUGGAGUUCUCAAAAGACACUGAUUAGCCUGCAGACAUACCUGUCAGCUCCUUAACCCCUGGACUAGCAAGCUGUUUGCAGAAAAUUACCUUUAGAAUAUUGGUAUUUUGGGUGUCCUAGAAAGUACACACUUAUAUACACUUUGAUACAUGCACAGAUAUACACAUGCACAUACACACUGAUGUACAGAGACACUAAAUGACACAGACAUUCACUGACAGAUACAAUCACAGUGUGUCUGGUGUUGUGUAAUGGUACCUGUGUGUGCAUGUCUGGCAUUGUGUAGCGUAUAUGUGCCUGAGAGGAUGUGCAAUGAGUUUCCGUGUGCAUAUGAGAGCACACAUGAAAUCUGUGUCUGCGUGUGUCUGUGUAUCUCUGGGGGAGUGAUGUGACAGCAUGAGUGUAUGAGGGAGGGGGACUGUUCUGACACAUAAUCACCCCGUCUACUCCUGGUCCUGUGGACUGCUACUCUGUGGUUGGCUGAGAGACGUCCUAUGUGAGUUAUAUUCCGAAUCAGGCAGGAGAGCCUAGGAUUCUGUCAGUGUCCCAGAAUUUAUCCUUGCGUCUACCAACCAGUUACUGUUUGUCAUACAUUAUAUGCUGAGAGUUCUUAUAUUGUGAAAUGUGAAUUUUUGAUGUUUUUUUGUUUAGCAAGCUCAGAAGUCCAUUCCUCAGAAUUCGUCACAAGAUAUCCAUGCUUUUUCCACCACAACCCUUAAUGACAUCAUGAAAUCCUUCUCAGACGUCAGCGCCAUCCGCGUUGCUGGUGGAUACCUGCUAAUGGUAUGUUAGAGCCUUGAAUUUAAAACCAUAUAAUUUUGUUUUCUCCUUCCAAAACCAAUAGUCAGGAAACCUAAUGGGAAAAGUAACAUUUAACUAGAUAACCCAGUAAUUACAAUACUGGAUACCCCAGAGACACGCACACUACAUUUUCUCACUGUCCUUGUUAAUGGUCUAUAUAUAGGCAAUAUGACGUAACAUUAGGGGCUGGAUUGGGCUGUGGGCGAAUCUACCCACAACACAUUGUCCACAGAAAGUCUAGCGGUUGGACAAGGGCAUCCAACGAUACAUAUCUGCCUGCCAUAGAUUGAGGGCUCGUUUGAGAACGGUCUUUCUCUAAUUCUAAAGCGCUAUAUAAAUAUUAACACUCACUUUUCUUUUUUAGUUGGCCUAUGCUUGCGUUACAAUGUUGCGCUGGGAUUGCUCCAAGUCUCAAGGAGCUGUCGGUUUAGCAGGUGUCCUGCUCGUGGCUCUGUCUGUGGCAUCAGGACUUGGGCUCUGCUCACUUCUUGGCAUCUCCUUCAAUGCAGCUACUACUCAGGUAUGAAAAAGAGUAAAGAAUCCGAUGGGUUUUAUAUUUCAGACAUUAAUAUUCAGAAUAUUAAAUCUAAAAGUGUUUCUGUAACAUUUAGAAAUAAUUUGUAUAUAUGUUUCAAUAUGAAAGUGAAGUACUGGAAAGCAGUAACUCCCUUCUCUUGAGCAUUUUAUCAACUGGAAGCCACUGUGGUCAAAGCAGGAAAUGGUACGAGCAUCAAAAAAUGGCUGCCUCCAGAGUUCUGAAAAUAAGCAAAUGUUAUUAAGCAUAUGUUGAUUUUAAUAUGUAACUUUGCAAACUCUGUGGAAAGAUUGGAUAGUUGCUGUUUCUCAUGGGUAGACAUUGAUUUCCUUUAAGGCGAAGUGAAAUGUGUUCUGAAUCCUGAUCUAAUUUGUGUCAAUAGUCAUUAAUGAUUAUUCCUGACUCUUUGAUUACCUGUCCCCUUGCAGGUGCUGCCGUUUCUUGCCUUGGGCAUUGGGGUAGAUGACAUGUUCCUACUGGCACACGCAUUCACCGAGACCAGCCUGAGUACCCCGUUUAAGGUAAACUAGAGUUUAAGUCAUGUUAAAGACAUUUUCUCGCGUGAAGAUUUCGAUAGCCGUGGGACCACCUCACUGCUGUUUGAAACUUUGCCACAACUGCUUAAUGAAUCUAGACAAUAACUCUUCCUUUGGCUGUCUCUAUAGGAACGGACAGGCGAAUGUUUGAGACGCACCGGAACAAGCGUGGCUCUAACCUCAAUCAAUAACAUGCUUGCAUUCUUCAUGGCAGCCUUGGUACCUAUCCCUGCCCUGCGGGCAUUCUCACUGCAGGUGAGGUCGCAAUUUAAAUGUCAAAUUACUUCCAAGUAAGAUUUAUAUUUAUUGGAUUUAGCAACAUUGUGCUAGUUACGUAUGCAUAUUCAGUAUGAAAAUAAAUCAUUUUAAAAAUAUGAGGUCUAAAGCUACUUAUCUUUACUCUUCGUUCAAUUACCCAUUGUACAGCGCUACAGAAUUUGCUGGCACUAUAUAAAUAAUAAAAUAAUAAUUACAAAGGAUCUACACAAUACUUCACUCCUGUUAUUGUGCUUCAUUUGACUAAUGCAGCUGUUGAAAUAACUUGUGUAUAUAAAUGUACAUAUUUGACCUCCAGUUUAAUAUUAGUUCAGUGAACCUGGAGGGCAGCAAAAGGUAAAAGCAACAGAAGAGGUCUCUGAAGGUAGUGGGCUGAUCUGCUCAGGUGAAAGGUGAUUGAAGUACAAAGAGUAAUAUCCAUGUAGGUGUCACCUCAGGGGCCUGUGGGAGGAGGCUUCAUGGGUGGUCUCCAUGAUAAGACUAAAAAGCAGACAUCUGUGCUGAGGCCUGCCCGGAUGGCUAUAGCUCACACAAAUCAAGCAAACUAAUUAGAUGAGAGAGACACAAAAAUAGUAAAUCUAACGUAGAUAAAUAGUGCCCCGGCCUUCCGCGACGAGGUCAACCCAUCCAUCGAUGGAUCUAUCCACACGGGACUUACUGAGAUGUGGAGGAACAGUUCACAAUGUCAAGAAACAAACUCUAAAAUACACCAUACAAUCAUUUGCUACAGUAGUUCUUAUUGCAAUUAGUUGUAUUUUGAAUGGUUUAAAGCAUAAGAAUACUGUACUGAGAAAAUAAUCACAAUAAUUAAUGCUUUGAUGUUAUUGUUGUCCUUUCCAGGCUGCCAUUGUGGUUGUGUUCAACUUUGCAAUGGUACUACUGAUCUUCCCCGCCAUCCUCAGCUUGGACCUUCACCGGAGAGAAGACCAGAGACUGGACAUUCUUUGUUGUUUUCACAGGUAAAUAAUAUAAUUAUACUCUAAAACGAUCUCCAUAACAGGGAUAGGCUGCUGGCAACAGACAACGCAAAUAGAUUUCACUUCUGUAGAUACAAUUUUGUAAUUGUAGGAUUUUUCUAGUGAACCAGAAAUUAAACUAGGUUAUAUAUUUUUUUUGAAGCCCCUGCUCUUCCAGAGUAAUCCAGAUUCAACCACAGGAAUUUGCAGAUGCAAACGACAAUCACACCUAUCAUCCGUCUUCGUAUGGAAACCCGACCAUUACCACCAGCACCCAGAUUACCACCACAGUGCAAGCGUUUACCCAGUGUGACCCAUCAGGACACCACAUCGUCACUAUCCUGCCACCCACUUCCCAGAUCUCCACCUCUCCAUCUGUCAUCGUGCCAACCAUGGACCCACUUGGAUCCCAGGUUUUUAACCCAUCAAGUUCCACACGUGAUUUGCUGGGUCAAUUGGAUGAAAGCAAAGGAGGCAGAGAAUGUGUUCCUCUCCCCUUCUUAAAAUGGAGCCUCUCGGAUUUUGCUCGUGAGAAGUAUGCCCCGUUGUUGCUCAAGCCUGAAACCAAGGUAAUUGGUGCUUUGAUGAUACUUUCUGUGUUAUGUUUUCUUGGACUUGACGAAAAUAACGAUGAUUGAAUGUACUGACUGUUUUUUAUUUUAUUUUAUUGUUUUUUUCUUACAGGGAAUAGUGGUGGCACUGUUUAUGGCACUUCUAGGUCUUGGUUUAUAUGGUACCACCAUGGUCCAUGAUGGGCUUUACUUGACGGACAUAGUCCCACGGGAGACCAAGGAAUACAAUUUUAUCUCAGCCCAGUUCAAAUACUUCUCUUUCUACAACAUGUUCAUCGUUACCAAGGGUGGAUUUGAUUAUCCCAAAGCUCAGGAAUCAUUGUAUGAACUUCAUGAAUCCUUUGGCUCUGUCAAGUUUGUGGUACGAGAGGAGGGCAAAGAACUUCCUAAAAUGUGGCUACACUAUUUCCAAGACUGGCUGAGAGGUGAGCAUCCGCACUCUAAUAGAGUCAACCUAUCGUUCAUUGAUUGCUGAAUAGAUUCAGACAUUGUUUGGUAGUUUCUUGUAAAUUAAUUUGUCUUUUAACUUGAUUAUCUCUGUGUGUUCUUCAGGGUUGCAGGUAGCUUUUGACCGGGAUUGGGAGUCAGGUCGUAUCCUUCAAGAUAAUUACAGGAAUGGAUCAGAGGAUGGUGUUCUGGCCUAUAAGCUCCUCCUUCAAACUGGGAACAAGAAGGAACCCUUUAACUUAAAUCAGGUAUGUCCCCAAUGCAUUUCGACAAUAGUUAUUUAGAAACCAACUUCCACAGCAUCAAUCUUAUUGUACAUGGCUGCAUUCCUUGGAAUUGGUAGUAUGUUAUAUAAAAAGUUUUACUUUUAGAUUAUUAUUAUUAACAUGGAAAUUCUAUAGAAUAUUGUAUAAAUCCCAACAAAAUCUUUGCAUUUUGUGUUUUCAUGAAACCUUUUGAAAUUCUGUGGUUGGUCAUCUUUAGCCAUUCAAUAAAUUCCCACCACAGAGAACACAGCUGAACCAACUGGAUUCUUAAUAAUAUGCAUUCUAAUAAUGAGUAUGGAUAGAUUAAUUAAUUAAAUGGACUAACUUGUGAACUUUCACCUCCAUAAUGCAUGUUUUUUUUCUCUCAUCUUGGAUAGUUGACCAGCCGACGACUGGUGGAUGAAAACGGCCUUAUUCCCGAGGAUGCUUUCUAUAUAUAUCUGACCGUCUGGGUCAGUAACGAUCCAUUAGGCUAUGCAGCGUCCCAGGCUAACUUCUACCCCACACCUCCAGAAUGGAUGCACGACCGAUAUGACACUACUGGGGAGAAUUUGAGAAGUAAGUUCAAGAGGAACAUAUCACGCGUGUGAAUGAGUGAUUUCCUAAAUUAGAAUAGAGUGGAAUCCUAGAAACAGGUGUCUGCUAAUUUCUGGAAAUACCUUAUGAAAUUUACUUAGCAAUGUAGCUAAGCUCUCUCUCUCUGACGAUUAAUAGCCAUAUGUUAAGACUCUGUGGUCAAAUGUCUCUCAUAAAUAUCACAUUACCCAUAUAAUUUAAUACGUUUUAUAAAUAAUCUUCUAUGCUCGUUUGUGUAAAGGUCUAAUCUCCUUCUUUCUUGCUCUGUUCGUAGUCCCAGAAGCAGAACCUAUUGAGUUUGCACAAUUUCCCUUCUACCUAAACGGCCUUCGGCAGACAUCUGACUUCAUUGAGGCCAUUGAGAGUGUGCGCUCUGUGUGCGAUGAGUUUGUCAAACAAGGCGUUUACAGCUACCCAAGUGGGUAUCCCUUCCUCUUCUGGGAGCAAUAUAUCGGCCUGAGACACUGGUUCCUUCUGGCUAUUAGCAUUGUGUUGGCAUGCACGUUUUUGGUGUGUGCCAUCCUGCUACUGAAUCCCUGGACUGCUGGCAUCAUUGUAAGUAGGUCACACCAACUCUGCUCCACCCUGACCUACCCUCUGCUUGUAACUUUGUUUAAAUAAGGUUGACUGACAAUGAAAUUAUAUCUACAGGUCUUUAUCUUGGCGAUGAUGACCGUGGAGCUGUUUGGCAUAAUGGGGCUGAUUGGGAUCAAGCUUAGCGCUAUCCCUGUGGUUAUUCUCAUUGCAUCGGUGGGAAUCGGAGUUGAGUUCACGGUUCACGUAGCCCUGGUAAGUUACACGUUCAUGGCAGCGUUUGGUUGUAUGUGAUAUUGUCUGUUGGUCUGGGCCAUCUUUUGUCUCUCUGGGAUAGCUGUAUGGCUGUUCUUGACCCAUCCAUCCCAAUUAUAAUGUGAUGUGUCAGCCAACACAAGCUGUAGCACAGUACUAGUUGUGUGUGUUGAUUACAGAACGUGAAAUCUGUACAUCUUUGAGACAUUUCUGCAGAAUAUGUUCAGCGAUCUUACCUCUUGUUACAUCUCUUCCUCUACCCAGGGUUUUUUGACUUCUAUUGGAGACAGGAACCAACGUACAGUUUUGGCGUUGGAGCACAUGUUUGCGCCCGUUCUGGAUGGAGCCAUUUCCACUCUUCUUGGCGUCCUUAUGCUGGCAGGAUCAGAGUUUGACUUUAUUUUAAGGUAAAAACCUUGUCUUUUGUGGCUUAGUUAUUCUGAUUGUAACUCCAGCGCAGUCCUGACAAUUAUUACUAUUAUUUAUAGAGCGCCAACAAAUUCGUAGCGCGGUACAACAGGUAUUUGUGCAAAUCAAACUAUAUGCCAUGCAGCAAUUAUUGCCUUACAAACACGUUCAUUCAAACACUGAAUAUACUGAACUGAUAACUCACUUGCAAAACUGAGCACCAAAUAGCCAAACAGUGACUAAAUAGAUGGCACAUUUUUCUAAAUCAGUCAUUUUGGCCUGCAUUUUGCAAUUCACAUAUUAAUUUACUAUAACUUGUUUUCUAAUUUACUAAUUUAACACCUCAAAUUAAUCAACUGGUAAAUGUUCAAUAAUUGACAAGAGGAUUGCAAAUAGCUGACCCGAAAUAAUAGCUGAUAGCGAGAAAUUUUCACCGUCAGUUAUUUUGGUGUAAAAUUUGCAAUUCCCUUGUAAACUCUGUAUGACUCCCAUGUUAGUGGAUAAAACCCAUAACAUCGGUAUAUGUUGUAUAUUAUUAAAGGCGACCCUUCGUUCAGAUGUUACAAGGAAUUUGGGUGUGGGUGUUGGUUGUAACGAAUAUCGGGUGCGCUGGGCGCUGGUCUCCAUGUCACCCACCACUAGCGAUUUACACAUAAAACUCUCCCAUGUAUGGAGAAGAGCUACAUUGUAUCUUUUCUUCUGUGGAUACUACCACAAAGAUACUGGAAAAUCUUUUAGAGAAUCUCCCCACGCAGACGGAACUCUGCUCGCCGCGGCUUUUGUAGGUCUUUUAAUGGUUUAAGUAAACGACCGUCCCCAGGCAAUGAAGUGGUUAAAGCAAAUAUUUGGAAAUAACCUCAGCCGUUUGACGUAGUUUGAGUGAUUUCUGGGGUUCAGAGCUGAGCUGGCGAAGGAUUAUGGCCUGUGUGCUGAAUCCUGUCCAAACCAUUCCUUUCAGCCUGGGAGGUCUUGUUUAGAGGAGGGAGGAAGGAGCCUGGGCUGAUCAGGAAAUAGCAGAACUAUCCCUCAUGUAAACAGACAUUCUGUGCAGAGUUUGGGAUAAACAGCUGAACUGGUUCAGAGAUCUGACACCAGGCUCCCUCCCGCCUGCCCCAGGCCUCAGCAUGCGCCCCUCCUAAACUAAACACUCAAUGGGAGAGAUUACAAGACCCAACAUAAAUAUCACAUCCCACUUCUAAGCUUGAUACUGAUUCACAGUUUGGCUCUGGGGCCAUUUAACCCUUCCUCCUGCUCCCAAUCAGUUCAGAUCAGUCUGAUAACUCUGGUUUAGUGGAGAUGACACUCAACGGGGCAGUGUAUUGUCACCGAGCCGCUUUGACGGGUUUAAAGGGUUAAAUUGGCCAGACAGCCGUUACCCGAAUUUAGAGAGGUGAGCUGGUAAAAGGGACCCAGUUUUACACAUGUCCGUCAUCGCUGGCCAAGGGCUUGUUCUCUCUCCUUGCACAGUCUCCUAAAUCUCCCCUUCCCCCCUUCAAAGGGUUACAAUGCAGGUUCUAAUGGAUAAGGAAAGGCUGGGGGAUGGGAGCAUGCAGGAAGCCAGGGGGGGACCAACACUGACAGGCAGAAGGUCUCCAGGGGGCAGAGUCCUAAAAUCCAACUUUCAACCUUUCAAGCCUAAAAACACAGUAUAAAGGGCAGUGAUCACUUAACCCCUCUUAACCCUUUCAUUGCCACGGACAUCUGGGCUCAGCAAGGAAUUUCAAUACCCGCUCCUCACUAAAUUAUCUAACUAGUAAACUUGGUAGAGCUUGGUAGAAUCAAUUAAAUCACAUAAAUACAUAGAAAUUUUUUUUUAUUUCUUUCCUUUUCUGUGAUUGGUGCGGCUUUUUUUCCCCCCUCUAUCCGCCUUUAUAUAAACAAGACACCUUGUGCCUCCGGGGUAGAGGGAUAAUUCAGCAAAUCUACUAAACAUGCAGCAGCUGGUGGGUCCUUUUUAAUGAGCAUGUUUGCGUGAAACGUGAAUGGUCUGCACAUUAAUAGGAGAUACGGAAUAAAAACAUUUACAAAUAUAAAAUCCGUCCAGCAGUAAAGUGGGUUUUCACAGGCGAAAAAAAUGCCUUCUCGCAGUCGGUCCAUCAAUAAAACGCUUCACGUCUCCUUUUGCAUCCUUGAAAUGUUAACGUGCGCUUUCUGCCAAGGGAUUCGAGUAAACAUUACAUUUCCACUAACGCACACCUGGUAGAUAUUCUUGGCCGGAACGCCGUCUAAUGACGGUCAGCGGCGGCAGACUAUCAUGCCAGACGCAACAUUACAGAAUGCCCUAAACGUUGGCAGAAUUUCUUGCACAGUAGUUUUUUUGGGUGCCUGUGAAGUGAGAAUUAUUUGUAUUUUGCAGCCUGUUGACGUAUUCAAUAUGCAAGCCAAUCCCACCAAGAAUUGCAAUUGCAAAUCCCUUUUUUACCUAUUCUAGUAAUGGCUACAUCUGACAUUCUGGAAAUGUAUGAACAAUAUGCCCCACAAUGCUUAGCCAGCCUUGGUUGUUUACGCGGUAGUCCAUGGAGGACCUGUGUUCUGCAAUUUAAGUGACAAAUUCAUUCUUUACUUCCAGGUAUUUUUUUGCGGUGCUGACAAUUCUCACCAUCCUGGGAUUGCUCAAUGGUUUGGUCCUUCUCCCUGUGCUACUGUCUCUGAUUGGACCCCCUGCCGAGGUGAGUCUCGCAAUCCUCACCCAUUUAUGAAGGGUAUUAUUUACUAAACAUUCACUAUUCACUAAAAAAAUCAAAUUGCUCAAAAUAGUUGAAAAGUAGAAAAUAUAUAUAUACACUCCCACCCAGCUACUGCCACAUCUUGGCUAUUUUAAUUUUGAAAUUUGGUUUUCUGUUCAGGGUUUAGUGAAUGAAAUGAAAAGGAACAAUAAAUUCACAUGUUUAACGAAGUUACAUGUUUGGAAAAACAUCUAUUUCCUAUGUGUACCUUAAUUCUCUUAAGUUUUCCCGAUUGAUGAUCAGUUUUUUAUAUAUACUUCUUUUAUUGCUUCUAGGUCACCCCAACAGACAACGGCAGCCACUUACCAACCCCCAGCCCUGAGCCAAUAGCUCCCCCUCUAAACCAUCAUGGAUUCUACGCUCAGCACAAACCCGGGAAGUUUGGGGGUUUCAAUGAUCCCGAGGAUUCCACGGAGUAUUAUUCAGAGACCACCACCACAUCAGGGAUGGAGGAAGACGAUCCACAGCUGUAUGAGAGAAGUUCGUACAUCAUUCCCCGAAAACCCUCACAUAUCAUACUGGAAGCCAGCAGGGACCCUUCCUAUCCGAAGAUCAUGGUAAGAGCACUCUGUUAUUAUUGGGGCUAUAUGAUAGCUAACCUAUCUUCGUAGCAUUGCAAUCUGAAUUUUGCAAAGAUCAUGCAGUGAUAAUGAAAUUAUCUUUCCUUUCUCUUUACCAGUUGGUAAAGCCCUGCAAGGGGAACCAGGACGAACCAGUAAAGAAUGAUCCCCAGGACUUUUGUAAGAAUGAAGCUCUUUCGGCUACAGAUGCACCCCGGACUAUUUGCAAAGACCAGAAAGAAUUUCAGGAACUGAGAGACUGGAGGAGGAGGCAAUUGCCCUUUUCUAACACACAGGGCCAAACAAGGACUAACCUGCCCCCUGGCAUCAGGACUCAGCACAGCAAUAGGACUCCAGGCCAAAGGACUGCACCUCCGGCCUACUGUGCUAAGAUGCCGGGGCCUAACGGAUCUAUAACUACCGUGACCGCUACGGCCUCUGUAACAGUGGCGGUGCAUCCAGGUUUGCCUGGAGCGGUCAGGGGUUACACCCACGAGGGUUAUGAGGACAGUGAAACAGACUGUAUGGAAAUCAGACCCGAGUGGGCGAGGAAAACAAAAAAAUACCCAGAAGUGUUUGAGUUGGAAGAUCUAGAAAACGUCAGGACACAGGAGGGGUCCUCAGUCCGACACUAGGUGGGUACUCCUUUCAACACGUUGUACAACGCUAUGGAAUUUGCUGGCGCUAUAUGAAUAAUACACACUCAGGAAUACCCUGGUUUAAAAUCAGUCUUAUUCAAUUAACGUAUUGCACUAUAGUUUAAGGGUGAUUAUCUUAUCCCGAGCACGCCUGGCAGUGCCACCUAGAGGCUCUGUGUGGUACUGCCGCACUGGGCCUCGUCAAUGCAGGGAGCACAGCAAAUCGAGACUAAUUUUAAAUUACAUUCUGGGCACUGUCACUUUUACUUGAUCUGGGUCCAGCGAUUUCGUAUGGUUUAUUACAUCGUCUGCCAGAGGAAAGUUUUCAUCAGACAUCUGCCAUGUACCUUAACUGUCCAAGUGACAAGUCAAUCAGUUGAAUGGAAUAACUCUGUAUCUCUCUAUUUACAAGCCCUGAGGAGAAUAGAAUUAUCAUUAUUAUUUUAUUAUUUAUAUAGCGCCAUCAGAUUCCGUAGCGCUGUACAUCAUGUAAACAUAGAAUUAGAAUGCAGGUGAACUGAACGUUGAAUUGGAACAUUUAGGCUGUAACCCAAGUUCUCCCUAUUUUAUGGGUCUGGAGAAUUUUCCAAAUCAAGUAUUAUAGCCUACAUUUUGCAAUUCAGUUUUCAAUUAACUGACAUUUGUAUAAGCCAUUCAAUAAGCAAAUUAUUGUACAGCACGUUUAUUAUUAUAAAGUGUCAACAAUGUGUGCAGUGCAGUACAAUAGGUAGAGUUGGACGCACAGGAACAGAGGGUGCAGAGGGCCCUGCUCAAAAGAGCUUACAUUCUAAAGAUACGCAAAAAGCUUUGUUUACUACACAGUGACUUGUGAGGCGUCUACACGAUCUUAGAAAAUAUAGCCCAAAAUAGCCAUUUUAUCAGAAUACAUUUGGCAAACAAAAAUCAGUGUUUAAUCAGAGUUUAAUUUAAAGUGUGCUGUAAUAAAGAACAUUAUGUAUAACUGAAUAUGAGUUUCUCUAUUAUCAAGGAUAAUCUUAUCUCUUAUUGCAGAAUGUAGUCCGCUGUUGGAUAUUUUAAAAUGUUUUAUUAAAUUAUUUGUUUAUUGAUAUUAACAAUAAUCUGCUGGGUAAGGGGUAAUUUAGUCGGAUGGAAAUGAUCUAGCCUGCAAUGUGAUUGUGUCAAAUCUUUGUCUUAUGUCGUUUUUGUCUUUUUUUUUUUUUUUAGGACUUUGCCAACUACACAGUCCUUUUCAACGGAAAGGGUUAAAGGCUCUGCCCCGUGGACAAAACUUUACGAAAAACUCAUUGAAAGAAGACAAAAUAAUGAACAUUAAUAAUAAUAAUAAUAAUAAUACAAGAUGAAUGCAUUAGAGACUUUUCUUUAUGAAAUAUUUUAAUAUAAAAAGCAAAGAAAACAGACAAAAAAAAAAGACAAAUAAUUUUAUGUUAUUUAAUAAGCUCAUGACUUUGUACUGUACGCAGAGGGGUUGAUCUCUCUGGAAUCCUAUAUAUGUACAACUUUAACUUACCAGUUUAUGCUGCUAUCUGUUAACCCUUUCAUUAGUGGAGUGGUUUAAAACAAGGAACACACAGUGAUUCUCUCCUGAUUGUUUUGGUAAAAUAUAGUGUACCUCUGAAUUGAUUAAAGAGGGAAAGGAGGGUCCUCUAAAUUUCAUUUUUUUUAAAACCCUCAAAAACUGCGAAUCAUGAUGGUUUAUUCCCAGUGCUGGUAUGUGACGGGAUGCAUCACUAGAACAAUGAAUGGAACUUAUUGAAAUUGUGUUUCUGAAUGCACCGUUCCAAAAAAUAAAUAAAAAAUUGGCGUACUCCUGCCCUGCCAAACCCUCCCUUUUCAGCACACUGUAUUGUCAUUAGCCUGGGUGCACUGCGGUUUUAAUCAGGGGAACAUAUUAGUAAAUACAUUGUACAGGUCUGCGAUCAGCACGGCAAGCCUGGAUAAUAUAUUUUAUAUGGAUCUCUUAUAAAAAUUGUAAUGCACUCAUUCUAACGAAUGCACAUCUAUGCAAAGCAUACAGGUCUUUUUUUUUUUUUUUUUACAUUUGCUAUGGAUACAGACCAACCUGUCUGCUGCCUUAAUAGAGCUAUGUGAAGCAGUUUUGGUUGUGAAUUCCACUAGAUUUGUGUCUGGUAUUGGUUGGUUUUGCAGCGUUACACUUUGAAGGCUAACGUGAUGGGCAAUGCCUUGACUUGCUCUCCACUCUGGCUCUUAUUAAUCCUGCAUUAACCGCUCGAGAUUAACGUUAAUCAACAUCUUUUAAAUUGACACUUUUUGUAGGUAGAUGGAGCGAAAGUGGGAGAAACCUGCUUUACAGAGUUAUAAAUGACUACAAAGAGUUCAAUUAAAGCCAGAACAGGCUAAACAACGUGGUGUGGGUGGAAUCCCGUAUACAAUUAAAAUUCUUCUCCUAAAUCUCAUAGUGCUACAAAGUAUCAGUCACAGGAUUUACCCACUGCCAUAUCAACUCACUCAAGCACUGAAAGGGUUAAUGUCCUCCCCUGUCCCCCACCUCCUCUAUUAGCUGUGAAAAAAGUUAACCCUUUCAAUUCUCUGUCCCAUUAGGACAUUCGUAUAAUUGUCCCCGAGCAGGGACUAUUUUAUAAAAUAUUAUAAUUAUUAUAAUUAUUAGCUUGUUUGUAUAUUCUUUAUUGUGUGGAAACGGCAGCUUGUCUAACAUGUAAUAUAUAUAAUAAUUAACCAGCCUGCUGCGGCGCCAGGGGUCUGCGGAUGUACAGUUUUUUGCGCCGCGGGCCCCUGUGGCGUCGGUGGGUUUGUGUAUAUGUAUGUGUCUGUCUUGUGGACUGAAGCGCGGUACAAUGUCUCACUGUGUUAUAUAAGUUAUUUAUAAUAAAAAGAACAAAGCUUUAUUUUUGUAGUGUGUACAGGAAAUAGCCAUUCAACGGAAGUUUUAUUUUUAAAGAGUAAAAUAUAUUAUUAUAUAUAAAUAUA
Messenger RNA from Pelobates cultripes (western spadefoot toad), 36260 nucleotides. NCBI's taxonomy places the organism in Eukaryota, Metazoa, Chordata, Amphibia, Anura, Pelobatidae. The record is from the annotation of a GenBank genome assembly.